Messenger RNA from Drosophila busckii, 1603 nucleotides. Its product is annotated as polypyrimidine tract-binding protein 1-like. NCBI's taxonomy places the organism in Eukaryota, Metazoa, Arthropoda, Insecta, Diptera, Drosophilidae. The coding region runs from base 1 to 540 and encodes 179 amino acids. Gene Ontology annotation, cellular component: nucleus. Gene Ontology annotation, molecular function: mRNA binding. The record is from RefSeq and is a predicted model, not a curated record. The transcript has 5 exons. Gene Ontology annotation, biological process: mRNA processing; regulation of RNA splicing.
AUGGAUCAGCCGCAGUGCUGUGUAUACGGCGAUGUGCAACGUGUAAAGAUUUUGUACAACAAAAAGGAUUCGGCGCUUAUACAAAUGGCAGAGCCACAACAAGCUUAUUUGGCCAUGUCUCACCUUGAUAAAUUACGUUUAUGGAGCAAGCCAAUACGUGUCAUGGCCAGCAAACAUCAGGCCGUCCAGCUGCCCAAGGAGGGACAGCCCGACGCCGGACUGACUCGUGACUACUCACAGAAUCCAUUGCAUCGCUUCAAGAAACCAGGCAGCAAGAACUAUCAAAACAUCUACCCGCCAUCGGCGACACUGCAUUUAAGUAACAUUCCCGCAUCCUGCACUGAGGAUGAUAUCAAAGAAGCCUUCACCUCCAACAGCUUUGAAGUAAAAGCAUUCAAAUUUUUCCCUAAGGAUCGCAAAAUGGCGCUGCUGCAGCUUUCGUCGGUGGAGGAGGCAGUGCUGGCGCUUAUCAAAAUGCACAAUCAUCAGCUAUCGGAAUCCAAUCAUUUGCGUGUGAGCUUCUCCAAGUCGAACAUCUAGGAUCCGAGCUCGAGUCAGGCUCACUGAGCUUGACUGAGUGCCAACAGCAGCUACGGCUAUAGGCUAAGGCAGCAUCUCUUUUGGCAGCAACAGAUACAAUCUUUAUAUCGUAGUACAAGCGGCGUGCAGGGCUAUCGCCACAGCCACUACAACAGCAACAACUGAAAGCAACCCCCCGAGACCCAACAGCAGCAACAGCAACAGCAACAAUCGAUGCAUGAGCUAAUAGCAAUUAAUACAGAAAGCAACCACAAGAAAUUCUUUUAAACACACACAAAGUCUAUUUACUGUUUUCUACACACAAACACAAACAAAUUCUAAAGCUUAAUAAAAAAAAAGGCAGCAAUUUAUUCAAAUACGAGUUUAUCAAAGUGCAACAUGCAAUUAGCAAUAAACAGUUACAGCCCUCUCUCUAAAACAAUCAAGCGACGUCGUAUAAUCAUAAGCUUAAAGUUAAUACUAUAGUCUAUAAGUUUCACACUUGCAUUGCAUAGAAAGAGAAAAACAAUCAACUAAACUAAACUAAAACUAAACUUAAGUGCACACCGUACUGUGUUUUGAUUUUAAAAAUAUGUCAGGCAACAACAACCAACCAACAAAUUGUAUAAAUUGCGCAAAGAAAUCUUUUGUUAAACAAUGAAAUAAGCGAAAAAAACACAAAUAUAAGUAUAUAUAAAAUCAUUGUGUGCGAGUAUUUACUGUUAUUAUAUGAUAUUUUAAGUGAUUAAUUGAUAAUCCCCCCUGAUUUAUUAUCGAGAGCAACAAAUGAGAACUUAAAUUGCAAAACAAAAAUCGCAUUUAAGCAGUUUUUAAACAAAGUUUUUGUCGUUUUGUUAGUGGUACGCGUAAACUUAAAAAAAAGCAAAAAACAAACUAAAAAUAAACAUAAAAUACUAUGGGCACUCAAAAUGUAUUAAAUUCAUAUUAAAAAAAAAACAAUUGAAUAUACGUGCGUUUGAAGCGAUCGCAUUAUUAUAAGUACGCCCUUCGAUUAGCAUUAAUAUUAAAAUUUAAAAUACACACAAAGCAAACAACAAAAAGAAAACAGAACAAAUUUAAAUGA